CAGACAUUUUGCAAUCAGCAACAAAUUAGGUGAUUUUUACCAUUUUUUACAGUAGGUUUGUGUCAUUUAUUUGGUACACUAUUUAUUUGCUCCAGUAUACUGUUACAGUUAUGCGGAUACUACUACAUUAAAACAAAAGAAGAAUUAGCGCUUGGUCCUUAAUCACUUGGAAGUGUUGUUUUGUUUAGUCUUGUGGAGCACAGAGGUUACGGGAUUCAUUACAGUUUUCACAGUUUUAAAAAGCAUAAUAUAAACUUAUUAUAUUUAGAACAUUGAACAUGUCUACCUAUAUGUGUGCUAUACACAUUAGGUGCACAAUUUCAGGCUUCAUUGACUAUAACCGCCGUACUCAGUCAUUUAACUUUGUACGUAGACCAAAGAGUAUAAGUAGACGUAGACUGAGAAUCCUAGUCUACGACUUUGUAUGAUUUAUGACUUUGACAGUUCAGUGUUCAAACCAUAGGUUAAAACUUUGAUAGUUUGACAAUUUGACAUUGACAAUGACAAAGCAGUCACGAUUCCAUCGUGCGAUGUUGAUAAUCAAGGUUUAAUUAUUGUUGUAAUAACUAUAACUAAUAUUUGAUGUAGGCGUGUGUUUGGACAAUCAUUGUAGGAGGUUCAUUACAAACCUCAAAGCCGGUUGGUAGACAUGGACGACGCGUCUAUGAAUCGCUAUGAAAAACAGCUGUAUUCUGUGUUCAAAACCUUCGACGUAGAUAACGAGGAAGCCUUAGACAGGUCAGCAGUUCACAAGCUUUGUGACGCAUUGCAGCUCGAGGAUCGCGGUACGACCCUCGUGAAUACUCUAUUCGAGCGGCGCUCCGGCCGCAUCACCUUCGCCCAGUUCCGGAACGGGUUGCUUGCUGUGCUCGGCGGCGCUGGAGGCGAGCCAGUACGCGCGCUAUCUGCACCGUCAGAGGCUGCGACUGAUGCAGCUCCACAUCACAGUGACGACGAUUCCUCUGGCCGAGAAGUGGCUCCCAAAUUUGUAUUUGGAUCAAAAAAAUAUGGUCGUCGAUCUAGGCCAACUCGUUCAGGAGCUGCAGCUGACGAGCCUUCGAGUCCACGCUCCUCUUCAGCUUCUCGAUUGGACACCGAUGAUAAGAAGGCAAAGCAACGGAUGAGAUGCCGAAGAAGUGUAUCUGCUAUGGAGACCCGGGGAGAUAAUGAAAAUAGCGGACCACAUGAUGCUUCUGCUGCAAAUGUGUUUGAACACGAUCGGCGUAUUGACCGUGAUGAAGCUUUCGCCUUGUGUCGUGAUUUAAACAUGGACGCUAUCGACCAACAGCUUAUAGAACGGAUAUUUAAUAACACUACAGAUACUACUGUAGGUGAGUUUUUUGACCGUCUUAAUGCAGAACUCACAACCACUAUGGAAGAGGCUUCACGUGACGUGCCGCCUACAGCAACAAUCCCAGACACUAUUGCUGAUGUGGCCCAUGAUGAAGCCUCAUCUGGAUUACCCAGUGAGCUUGUCCUGGAGGCUUGGGAGCGAGCUGGGGUGCAGCAACCCCAUCGCUUACUUACUGAGCUUGGCUUUGGCGCAAUGGCAUUGAACUUACCUGAGCUCGAACGUGCCCUGGAUGACGAGUUACGGGCUCUCAGUGAACCGACUGACGAGCCGCGGGAUGCUCGCACGCUUUUACUUUUGGCUGCGCUCACACUAAGCCGACUGCGACUAGAGCUGGCGCGACGUCGCGUAGAUGUGACUACUGCCGAGAGAGAUAAGCUGCGAGGUGACGUAGCCGAGGCUAACAGGCACGCCAGGCUACUGGCACAAGAAGUCGAUGAAAGUCACGCUCGUAUCGAAGCCGAAUUGAAAGCGAGCCUCCGUCGAGCAGAGGCGCGUCAUGCUGAAGCCAUGCGCCAGGCCGCCACGGAACAUGCGGCCGAGCGAGAGCGCGCUGCGGCCACACGAGCGCGGCUCGAAGCGGAGGUCGCGAGACGCGCCGACUUGGAGGCGCGCUUGCGGGGUGACAUGACUGGACUGCGGGAGCGCGCCGACGAGCUCGAAGCGCGCGUCUCGGCUGCAGAGGAACGUUGCAGCGAGACCGAGCGGGAGCGGGCACGGCUGGCGGGCGAGCUGCGCGCGGCGCUGGAGCAGGGCGCGGCGGCGCGUUCGAGCGACGUGCCGCGCGAGCUGGCGGAGCAGCUGUGCGAGCUGCGGCGCGACAACCAGCGCCUGCGCGACCGCAACGACGAGCUGUGCGCCGCGCUAGAGGCCAGCACGCGCCGCGCGCCCGGCCCGCCCGAGCCCCGCACUGGGGACCUCUCCACUGAACUGGACUCACUCUUCACUCAUGAACAUUCUGAGGAAUGUGAUUCUUCACCUGUGAGUAUAGAGCAGAACAGGAUACUGAGCCAUGUGGAAGCAAUAGGAAAACUCGGAGAGAUGUUUGACAGCGUGCUGGCGCUGGCCCCCGGCGCCGGCGACGGCGCGGCCUGCGCGCACUGCGCCGCCACCGCCGCCGCCGUGCGCGGGCUGCGCGCCACCGUCGCCGACCUCAGCGACACGCUCAUCUGCAGCGCGCAGCCCUGCCACCGCGCCGCGCAGACCGACCGCCAGCCUGACGCCGACGCGGACGCGCUGCGCCGGGACUUACUCGACGCCGAGCGCCGACACGAUGAGGAAAAGAAGAAACUCACCAACCUCGUGAAGGACCUGGAAGCUAGUCUCGAGCAGAUGAAAGCGGAGUACGACAAGUGCGAGGAGUACUGGAGCAACAAGCUGGAGGAGGAGCGUGAGUUGUUCAGCGAGGAGCAGCGGCUGGGGGACGAGCGCCUGGGCGAGCUGGUCGCCAAGAUCGCGGAGUACGAGCGACAGUUCGCGCCCGCCGCCGCGCUGCCCACCAUCGACGAGCGCCACAGCCUCGAGGCGCAGUUCACGGACCUAGAGGAGGAGUUCGCGCGCUACCGCCGCGACAAGGAGGCCGAGCUCAGCGCGCGCGGCGCCGAGCUGGCGCGCAUGGCCGAGCGCCUGGCGGCGGCCGAGCGGCGGCGCGCGCCCCGGCCGCGCCCCCGCGCCCCCGGCGAGGUGCGCGAGCUGCGCGCGCGGCUGGCGCGGGCGGAGGCGGGGGCGCGGCGGCUGGCGGCGCGGCUGGCGGCGGCCGACGUGCUGGUCAAGGACCUGUACGUCGAGAACUGCCAGCUGGCGCACCGCCGCCCGCUGUGACCGCGCGCCCUGUCGCAGGGGGUGCUCCACACACGAACGAUUACUAUCAAUGCAUUUACGUAUCUACACGUGGUUUGUUAAAUAGCUCUUGUAAGAGUUUAACAUUAUUUUGUUAAGCUCGCUACAUAAUUUGCUCGGUUCGGGUGUUAUAAGACAAAACUAUGGAGAGUACAUUGUGUUGGUAUCCAUUCCGAAACAAGGCUUAAUACUUGCAAUAUUCCUGGGAACCGAAGGUUGCUUAACCUUCCUUAUUAAUAUUUUAAUGAGUUUAAUUUAUUUAAUGUUAUUGUUAUUGGAAUGCAGAGAUGAUAUAUAUAUUAUAUAAGUUACACCUCUUUCGAAUCGAACAGAGAUGGAUGUUUGUACAUAAACUAUAAAACGGUUGUUCUAACGAACUGAUUAUUAUUAUGAUUACGAUGUGAACAAGAGCGCGCAGACCGCAUGUUGGCGGGGCGCGGUCCCGGCCGCGACUCGUCUGUAACCAGUGACGCGUAGUUCAUUGGUCGAAGUGCCUUGACGAGCUUCAGUAAGUGACGCGAGUAGCAAGUCCAGUGCAACGUACGGCAGUAACAUGUAGCGUAGUACAGAGCGGACGGAGUACUACUGGAGCGGGCAUUCAAUGGACUGCACUUGUGGUAAUUAACUGAAUGCGCAGCGUGUGCUGUCACACCUCAGUAGAUACGUAUGCUUAGUUACACGCCGACAGCGCUGAUACAGUGCCUAAGCUAAAAUGUGAUCCCAAAUAAUGCGUUAACUAUUUAAGCUAGGCUAGGUCUUAUAAUGAAAUUAUACCUUCUUAUUAUAUAAGCAAACAAAUGUUCGUGGACCCAAACAGGCACUCAGUGUUCCAACUAGUGGCGGUGGUACGAGGACGUCCGUUGAACAUACAGUACCAGUGUACCAGUGUACCAGUGUACCAGUGCACCAGUGUACCAGUGUACCAGUGUACCAGUGUACCAGUGUACCAGUGUACCAGUGUACCAGUGUACCAGUGUACCAGUGCACCAGUGUACCAGUGUACCAGUGUACCAGUGCACCAGUGUACCAGUGUACCAGUAUACCAGUGUACCAGUGCACCAGUGUACCAGUGUACCAGUGUACCAGUGUACCAGUGCACCAGUGUACCAGUGUACCAGUGUACCAGUGUACCAGUGCACCAGUGUACCAGUGUACCAGUGCACCAGUGUACCAGUGUACCAGUGUACCAGUGUACCAGUGUACCAGUGUACCAGUGCACCAGUGCCUACCCACCAGCGUGCAGCACUCAAAUGGAUAGUUGAUUGCAUCAUGCAUGCACCGAGCUCAUUUAGUCAAGUGAAUGUGUCUGAUAAUGAUCGCACUGACAGCUGACACCACGUAUUAUGUCAUGCACAUAAUAAAUUCUAUUUGUUCCAUGGGUAGUGUCAUCGUCAUACUUCCUAAUCGCACCAAGACAGAAUAUACUUUUGAAUGUAUUUGAAAGCAUUUACUGAUUGUCAACCAUGCAUGACGUAAACACGCGUGCAUCGAGCGCACUGCAUGGCCGCGCGGCGCCGCUCGCCGAUUGAAUGAUCUGACGUGCGCUGGUCCGAGUACCCGGCUCACUUGUAUAAAUAUGAAUAUCAGAAUAUUAUUAUUAUGUGAUUAUUAAAAUGUUAAUCAAA
Spodoptera frugiperda (fall armyworm) is the source of this 4815-nucleotide messenger RNA. Its product is annotated as blastoderm-specific protein 25D-like. Gene Ontology annotation, biological process: microtubule anchoring at centrosome. Gene Ontology annotation, cellular component: centrosome. NCBI's taxonomy places the organism in Eukaryota, Metazoa, Arthropoda, Insecta, Lepidoptera, Noctuidae. The transcript has 3 exons. The coding region runs from base 650 to 3172 and encodes 840 amino acids. The record is from RefSeq and is a predicted model, not a curated record.